AUGUCUGUCGCUGAUUAUUUCGACCGGCUUGAAUGGGCGCUCCAACUCAACAACAUUCCCAAGGAAAAAUACGCCGACUACGCACGCGUACACAUGGGGUCAGUGCUUAACAACGCCUUUAAGUUCUUGAUAACGCCCAAGAAUCCAGAAGAAAUUCCAUACGAAGAACUUCGCCAAAUUCUACAGCGGCACUUCGACCAAGCGAAAAACAAGUUCGUGGAAAGUAUCAAGUUCCGGAACAUUCGACAACAGAAAGGAGAGACAAUUGCCCAGUUUGUUCAGUCGCAGCAGAACUCCGAUAUCGACGUGGUACAAUCGCUACAUUGUAUCAACAAUAUGCCGUCCGUGAACAAGAAAAUGCUUAACGUGAAGAUCAACGAAGGGAAGUAUGACUCGCUUUUCGGACGCGAUUGGAUAGCACAGUUCACAAAUGAGAUCAAUUUUCGUGAACUGUUUACUUCAACUGUACCAGUAAACGUACUCUCAAGCAUCGAACCAACUCGGGAACAAGCAGCUCAACUGUCGAAACUGCUCGAAGACUUUAACAAUAUCUUUAGCGACGUUCCAGGUAUGCUUGUAGGGCCACCAGCGAAGGUACACUUAAAACCCGAUACCACUCCAGUUUUCGCUCGAGCACGAGAUGUACCACUCGCUCUUCGAGAACGCUACGCAUCAGAGAUCGACAAGAAACUUGCUUCCGGAUUCUACGAAAAAGUUGAAGUUUCAGAAUGGGCUUCACCGACCCAUAUCGUCAUUAAAAAGAACGGAGGUAUUCGGAUAACCGGGAACUACAAACCGACUGUAAAUCCCAAAAUGAUUAUCGACGAACACCCAAUACCAAAAAUCGAAGACAUCUUCAACAAAAUGAAAGGAGCUGCCCUGUUUUGCCACCUCGACGUAACGGAUGCUUACACGCACCUUCCAAUCGACGAAGACUUCCGGCAUAUUUUGACGCUAAACACAUCGACACAUGGACUGAUCCGUCCCAAGAGAGCGGUGUAUGGUGCUGCAAACAUUCCAGCUAUUUGGCAGCGACGUAUGGAGACGAUCCUUCAAGGUUUGACCAAUGUUGUCAGUUUUUUCGAUGACGUCAUUGUAUUUGCGAAAGACUUCGAAGAGAUGCUAGCAGCGCUGAACGAGACAUUGGAACAAAUGCGACGAAACGGUCUUCGACUAAAUCGUUCCAAAUGCAUCUUUGCGACAUCAUCCCUCGAAUGCUUGGGUCAUCGCAUCGAUAGUCACGGCCUGCACAAAUCAGACAAACACAUAAAAGCCAUACGCGACGCUCCAACACCAACUACACCAGAGGAACUACAAUUAUUUCUUGGGCACGUCCUCUUCGAGAUGUACUGCUUACCGAUCCUUUUGAGUGGACACAAGCAGCAGAGAAGGCCUACCAAGACAUAA
Messenger RNA from Anopheles arabiensis, 1407 nucleotides. RefSeq lists its product as uncharacterized. The record is from RefSeq and is a predicted model, not a curated record. The transcript is spliced from 4 exons. Bases 1 to 1407 code for a protein of 468 amino acids. Lineage: Eukaryota; Metazoa; Arthropoda; Insecta; Diptera; Culicidae.